AGGUACUACGAUUCGAAGAGUACAGAACCUACUCAGUGACCAGAUCUGCUUCUAUACCAGAACAUCACCAGAUUGUAACAAAGAUGCCAUUUGACUUAGCAAAAUGGAACGGAACGUGGAAGCAAGGCAACCGUUCGGACAACUAUCAACAGAUUAUGGAGAAACUUGGUGUUCCCGCUGAGGGAAUUCAGAAGUUCAUGGAAAGCGAACUGUCGAUGGACGCGACGCUUUCUGGGAACGUUCUGACGACUAAGGUGGGAUUCCUGGGGAAAACUAUCGAGAACUCCAACACACUGGGUCAGGAGGGGAAGGAGACAGGCGCCAUGUCUAACACGAUCGCGACGGUGUGGAGUAUGGAGGGAGACUACCUGAUUGCGGUGUACCCUGACUUUGACGGGAAAGGUCUCGUUGUGUCACAGAAACGACGCUUUGUCGACGACAACAAAAUCAUGACCGAAAUGAAAGCAGGUGAUCUGGAGGGGUGGGUAGAGUACAUCCGGUGUUAGUGCUCUAUGACGUCACUGCCACUCCGAAUCUGCGGCGGCAAAUGUUUGAAGAGUUGUGAUUUAGCUGCUGGAUUUUUCUUUGUACAAUGUACAACAAUGUCAUGUUGUCGUUUGUUUGUUUGUUUGUUUGUUUGUUUUAUUCGGAUCCACAUCAGUGUUUUGACACUAUUCUUCCUCGGGUUCCUUUCAAUACAUCAUAAUCAAAUAAAAUAUUAAUAGCAAAACUUGUACAAAUGGUAUAUGGAAAAUACAAAAUAACAACGUAAAUUAAUAUUUCCAAAUAUUAAAUCAUUAUAUUAAAACGUAAAUUAAAUAGGAGAGGUCAGAGGUCAACAAAGAAAACAAAAUAAUUUAUUACAGUGCAUUAUAAGCCUAAUGAACGUUUUUUUUAAUGAAUUGACAUUUAGGUUAAGAUGGUGGUCAUGUCUUUUAGGUUAGUUUUAUGUGAUUUAAUACGCUGUUU
This is a messenger RNA of Branchiostoma belcheri (Belcher's lancelet), 969 nucleotides long. RefSeq names its product fatty acid-binding protein, intestinal-like. Gene Ontology annotation, cellular component: cytosol; nucleus. Lineage: Eukaryota; Metazoa; Chordata; Leptocardii; Amphioxiformes; Branchiostomatidae. Gene Ontology annotation, biological process: fatty acid transport. The transcript has 4 exons. Gene Ontology annotation, molecular function: fatty acid binding. The record is from RefSeq and is a predicted model, not a curated record. The coding region runs from base 84 to 506 and encodes 140 amino acids.